CCAGGUGCUUCCUUGUCUAGCCACUGAGGCAGUGGAUAUAAUAAUCUGAAUGGGACAUGCUAUGGAAGUGCCAGAAGAAUCCCAAGGCAGACAAUGUAUCACUGCCUCCGCCUCUGGAGUGGGGCGUAGUGACUGAUUUAGAGGUGUACAGGAACUCUGCACAUCAGUGUGGGACAGGGAGUGAAGAAUACCAUGUUCACUAUUGAAGUCUGGUGGGAGCUCUGUGCACAUAAUAUGCGGAUUCCAAAGUGCCUUGAGACAUCUGCAGUGUAUUCUGAAGACUAAAUAUCUUCCAGAAAGUUUGUACAAAAGUUAAGCAGUAAAGAUGAAGGCGGUGGUGGUGUUUGAGUGCCAAAAGUGUGUGAGACACAUGAUCUCAGUUGGUCCCCAGACACACUCGUAAAAAACAUGAGUCCCUGAAAGUUUACAAUCCAAAUAGGCAACAUAUAGACAAAGGAAGGGAGAUGGGAUGCAAUAAGAAUGAAGGCGAGUUGAGGCUAAGCAUGUGUCUUGUUCCAUGACAGUUUAGAACUAUUUUUGGAUGUUUUUGUGAAGGCAGGAUGAAGGUUUACAGGCCUCCUGGCAGAAGUGUGCUUGCAGAGGGACUCCAGGGAAAAGAGCAGAGGCAUAGUAGACAGGGCAUGGAAGAUGAUGUGGAGAUCAGCGUGGGUGAAAUAGUGGGAGUGCGUAGUCUAGUGAUUAUUGGGGAAUUAGGAGUCAAGACUUACGAGUUUAAUUUCCAGCUCUGUUACUGACUUGCUGUGUGACCUUGGAUAAGUCAUUUCCUGUCUCCCUGCUUUCCUGAUGGAAAAGUCCUCUAGAAUUCAAUAGGGACCAAACCACCAGUAGGAUUCUAAAAUGACUGUAAGAUCUGUAGAACUGAAUAGAGACUGAGAUCUCUUCAGUAGCUUUUUGGAUAGUUCAAAACACCUAUAUAAAGCUUCUCAUGUAUUUCAGUCUAUAGGACUUUUCUAUAAGGUCCAGUUUUAUCUGUCUGUAAAAGAGGGAUAAUACCUACUACAUUGAGGGGUUAUAGUCUUAAUUGAUAUUUAUAGUGCAAUUUGAGAUCUUCAACUGAAAGGUGCAAGAGAAGCAUAAAAUACUUGGGUUGUGAAAAGAUGCCAAAAGGAAAAUAAAUCCAUCCUAAAAGGGAAUUGGGGACAUUGGUUUACUGUACAUCUGACAUAUGGGGUUGAGCCUACAGCAUUCUAAGUAUGCAAUAAUGAAUGUGCCUGCUGAAGAAGCAGGAGUGUGUUUGGGGCAGUGGGGCAUGGAAUUGCUGGGUGCACGUGAAAUAAACGAAUGAAUCAAGUUUGGCAGCCUAGAGGCAUUACGAGGGGCUGAGUUAGGGUUUGGACCCUGAGGUCUCCUGGCAGUCCAAGAGGACCUGAGUGUGCUGAGAACAGAACCUGUCCAGCCUUUUGUAUGGAGGGGGCACCUGGGGUCAUUCCUGAGCAAUCUCCUUACGCUCCAAGAGAGGACCAAUGUUUAACCCCAGAAGGAACCAUAAGCACCCCACCACUGAUGGAAGGACAGAUACUACGCUUGUCUCUGUGGACACGAGGAGCUUGUAUCCUAUCUUCUAGCCAGUGGUGCAAAAUGUGAAGCAAACACUUUUGAUGGGGAGCGUUGUUUGUAUGGGGCUUUGAGUGAUGCCAUCCGACGUGUGUUGAAGGAAUACAAGCAGAUCACAGCGAAGUGCAUGAAGAGAGAUUAUUACGAUGUCUUCUUGCAACGGCUUCUGGAACAGGGUUACCAAAGCGACAUUGUCUUCAUCGUCCAUGGGAAAUCCUUCUGUGCCCACCGCUGCAUCCUUAGUGCCCGCAGCGUGUACUUUGCAGAAAUGUUUGAGACCAAGUGGAAAGGGAAGAACAUGAUAGCAUUAAAGCACCCAUUGAUCAACCCAGCGGCCUUUGGCUCCCUCCUGCAGUAUCUUUACACAGGUCGUCUAGACAUUGAUGUAGAAUAUGUGAAUGAUUGCAAGAGACUAGCCAAACAGUGUCGGCUUCAGGAUCUCAUCGAGGAUUUGGAGAUCAAGUGUAAAAAGGUCUAUGAAUUUGUCUCUUCCAAGCCAGGGACCUGUGUGAAAGUGCUGACGAUUGAGCCUCCAGGUAACUGCCGGCUGCAGGAGGAUCUGGCUCUACUAGCAGACUGCGCCCUGCCGGCUGAACUGCGGGUGGGUUUUGGGGAGUUGCCGUUUGAUAGCACUGACAACUUUAGCAGCUGUCCUGAUGUGUGUUUUCGAGUGACGGAUUACAACUUUUUAUGCCAUAAGGCAUUUUUCUGUGGCCGCAGUGAUUACUUCAAAGCCCUCCUUGAGGAUCAUUUCAGUGAGAGCGAGGAGCUGCAGACUCAGCCCACCAUCCCUGUGGUGACCCUUCAUAACAUCUCAGAAGACAUCUUCAUCAGGGUCCUCUACUACAUCUACAGCGAUGACACUGAGCUGUCCCCUGAAAAUGCUUAUGACGUGCUGUGUGUAGCAGACAUGUACCUGUUGCCUGGCCUCAAACGCUUGUGCGGAAGAACCUUGGCUCAGAUACUUGAUGAGGACAAUGUUGUCAACAUCUGGAGGAUUGCAAAGCUGUUCCAGCUGACCCGACUGGAGGACCAGUGCACGGAGUACAUGGCGAAGAUCAUUGAGAAGCUGGUGGAGCUAGAGGAGUUUGCGGCUGCUGUGAAGGAGAAUGCUGAGGCAGUGGAGGAACGGCAGGAGACUGAUUCCAUCCCCCUGGUGGAUGACAUCCGCUUCCACAUCACCAGCAAUGUGCAGACUUACAGUGCCAUCGAGGAGGCCAACCAGAAACUAGAGGCACUUGAAAACCUCCUGGCCAGUAUAGGACUCGAGUGCUGAAGUCUGUAAAUCCUGCUGUUGGAUGCAGAGAGCAGCUUGUGUGACCUCCAGUGGGUUGCCUCUGAGUGCAAGAA
This is a messenger RNA of Trachemys scripta elegans, 2925 nucleotides long. It is a transcript of the gene ABTB1, whose product is annotated as ankyrin repeat and BTB domain containing 1. The coding region runs from base 1703 to 2851 and encodes 382 amino acids. The transcript is spliced from 11 exons. Gene Ontology annotation, molecular function: protein binding. Gene Ontology annotation, cellular component: ubiquitin ligase complex; cytoplasm. NCBI's taxonomy places the organism in Eukaryota, Metazoa, Chordata, Testudines, Emydidae. The record is from RefSeq and is a predicted model, not a curated record.